Messenger RNA from Mesorhabditis spiculigera, 750 nucleotides. Lineage: Eukaryota; Metazoa; Nematoda; Chromadorea; Rhabditida; Rhabditidae. The record is from the annotation of a GenBank genome assembly.
AUGGUCUACUUCGUCUGCGGGCGCUGCAACGAUUCGCUGAAGAAGCAACAAGUACAGACCCACGAAUACAAAUGCCGCUCGAACCAGUACUCAUGCGUCGAUUGCCAGUCCACAUUCACGGGCAAGAGUUACGACGAACACCGAAAAUGCAUCACCGAGAAUGAGAAAUACGGCGGCAAGAAUUUUGUGGCGAAAGUGAACAAGGGCGAAGCCAAACAGAACCAAUGGACCGAUCAGGUCGAAAGGGCCAUCACCGCCGUCAACGAGCCGGGCCUCAAGGAUUUGCUGCAGCGCAUCACGGGCUUUUCGAACAUACCGCGAAAGGAGGCCAAGUUCAUCAACUUCCUCAUGAACUCGAUCCGCAUCCACAACAGAAACCUUUGCGAACGCGCCUGGGCCGCUAUUUCUGAAGAAGCGAGGAAAAUCCAGGAAGAAGAGGCAGCCGCCAAGAAGCAGGACAUCGAGAAGAGCGAGGAAAAGCCAAGCGCCAUGGUCGAGGAAAGCAAGGAGGAAAAACUAAAUGUCAACGGCCCCCUCAAAUGGAAGGCUUCGAUCAAGCGGAAGCUUGACGAUGCUGGUGGAGAGAUGCAGGUGAAAAAGCUCAAAGAAGCAAUGCUCGGCGAAUUCCUGGCGACCGGUGGCGUGAAGGAAGAUUUCGACGGCGUCUUUUGCUACAAGCUCCGGAAGGCGGAUGCGUACGUCAAGGGCGACUCGGUUCGACUGCCUGUUUACGGAGCGUCGACGCGAUCU